This is a messenger RNA of Petromyzon marinus (sea lamprey), 2862 nucleotides long. The record is from RefSeq and is a predicted model, not a curated record. NCBI's taxonomy places the organism in Eukaryota, Metazoa, Chordata, Hyperoartia, Petromyzontiformes, Petromyzontidae.
AUAUGACGUGACCCUUUGCUUUUUCAAAUAUUUAGAUACAAAUCUAAUUGUCAUUCAUUGAAGAUGACUGCAGUGGAAAUGGGAAGACGAGUUUGGAAUGUUCCUGCGCGGACAUUCUUGCAAGGAUAUACAGUACUCAUUUUACCCACUCCCAAGAAUGAUGAUAGGCUGAGUUCCUGAUAAGAAGUGUAUACGGACCAGAUUAAGGCACAGGCAUGUUCACGUCAUAACAAGUUAACAGAAAUGCUUGCAUAAAAAAUAAAUUCCUGGAUUGAGAGUUGGGGAUGUGGACCUGUUUACGCGUUUGGCUGCCUAUUUCCAGAAAUAAUUAAUCUUGCUCGCGUAUCAAGUUUGACACGUGGUCUAAUAGGUUAUAUAUAAUGGGCGGUGACACUGAAUCUCGCAUCUCACAGCAACUAAGGAAUCAUGUGAACAUAUCUUAGUUGAAAUCGUCAUAGGCAGGUGUCUUACUGCUGCAGUAAUCUCGUUCCUCACCAGAGCUGUCUUUGUUUUUGUUUUGCGUGUCUAAUAAUUGUGUAUAGAUAGAUGGGCAUGCAGAGUAUUAUGUAAGGACACUGACGCUUGCUCGUCAUAUUCUGGAUGCAGGUUUAUGGUAAAAUCUGACCGCUGAAAUUAGAAAUUGCCAAGAGCAUGGCAACUUUCCGUCUAUUAUUCAUUUUCGACACUUUGUACGCUCUGCUAUGCUUCCCAUCUCUAUCAAAUGAACUGCCUUUCCCUAAAGCAGACGCGGCCGACACGGCCACAGUUCCGAGCUGGACCCCACGCGGGCCGAUUACCGGGGACGAGGGGCAGACGAGCAAGGGCAGUGGGCAGAGCGGGCCCAUCGCCAUCGCCGUGGUGACGCUGGUGCUGUUGCUGCUGCUCGCCCUGUCGUGCGCCAUCAAGAUUGCGGGAGGUGUGGGCAAGGACCAGAGGCUCCUGCAGCAGCAGGUGGAGGGCAUGCCCCAUCAGGGGCCACAUGGGUUUGGACGAUCCUCUCCUGACUUCGCGUCGAUUCACUGCGAACCGAUUCCUCCGUCUCCACUGCUCAACCCUCCGCCACCACCGUACCAAGUGGAAUCAGGCAUGCAGAGAGCCCAGAGAGAAAUGGGUUGGGGGAGAGAGGUGACAUGGAGAAGAGAGCAGGGAAGGCACAUCUCAAUCGAAGACAUCUCCCAAAGGAGCAGCCUUCAGCGCAUGAGCAUCUUCACCAUCAGCGACCAGCUGGAACUGCCCACGCUGCCGUUCUCCACAGCGCACGUCUCUCCGACAACACCAGCCACGCCAAAGCUUCCUCCUCCGUACUCCGUGCAGGACCCAUGCAGCCUACCUGUGUGCAAUUAGCGUCUGUGGUUGUGUGGGAGGCCACAGUAAACAUUGCAAAACAACACCAAUUGAGGGAACGGCUGAUCCACACGUAGCAGCGGUGGGACGAUGGGAGUCAGGCGAUAGAUACUACGAAAAGCACCCCUGUGGGUCACGAUAUGGCCCACGGCAGACCAAACGGAGGCUGCUGUAGAGAGAAAUGUGUGAACAUUGAUUUCAGGGGUGAGAUCAACUUGUUGCACAGUGUUUGUAUCUUGGUUGCUCUGAACAACACAGCCCAACCAAAUUAAGAGGUGCGCAAGGCAGAAUUGGCAAGACGUGUCGACGUCAUGAUUGCUGUAAGAUAAUAUAUUAAAUAUAAUGGUAUUUGGUCGUAAAUAUUUUAAGUAAACAUUCAGAACGAGUCUGUUUUGUGUUGGGAUCUACAAAUAUGAAUCGGAAGAAAUUGAAUGAAGGUAGAAUUCACAGUGAGUAAACCUAGAAUACAGUGUGAAGGGUCUCAUAUGAAGUUAGUGAACUUUAUUCAGCUCAAUGAAGUGUAUUAAAGGAAUAAUUUGAAUGUCAGUCAAUAAUUAUGGUUACACUUAUGCCUUCAUUGAAUAGGUACAGUACUAUAUACACAUUUACAUCAAUUAUAUAUUGCAAAGUUUGUAUGGGUAUGUGUAUAUAUUAGAGGGGAGAGUGCUUGUACAGUGGUUAGCACGUUGUGCUUUGAAACCAGUCAUCCGAGUUCAAUUCCUGAUCAUGGUCAACAUGAGUGGCAAGUGAUAUCUGAACCUGUCCUGAUCACCAAACCACACUGACAAGCCCGGUUAAGUGUGGUAAAUCAAUUUCUAUGACUGACAUGGCAUGGCCUUCAGCCAGUAGUAGAUUGACAAAUGGCUGUUUAUUAUUAUUAUUAUGUCAUGGCAAUUUGUAUCCUAAACCAUGUUGGGCUAUCCUUUCGGUCAACUUUGGUGUAAAUUAUAUACGUAGUGCAGUGUGACAACAUCAGCACUGGGGAGACAAAGGUGGCUAGGCUUGCAUGGUUCUAGCCACACCACCCUCAUAUAUGGUAUCAGUAUUAAUACUCCACUUCCUUCUGAAUAGUUUUUCCCCAAGGAUAUAUGAACUGAAGAUCUCUGUGCGUAUUUAUAAAAAUAUUACUUGAAAAGUCAAAUAAAAUAUUUUCGACUUUGCCAUAAUCCACACAUCUGCAUAUGCUGGCAUGUCUUAACAACCUACACAUUUCCCAAUGCGAAUCUGUUGAAAGAAUCCACCGUGUGUUGUUGAGUCGUUGCUUUUUUAUGUCAAGUUUCGUCCGUCGAGACGACAAAAGCAUUAUUCCUGUCUGGACUACGACACAAGUCGUGAAUACAGCUAUCACUAAAUGGCUCGCCUAUGUGCUCAUUACACCUCCACGUGCGCCACUUAACAGCGGGUGACGCAAACUUUAUUUUUAACUCGCCUACACAGGGAUAAAUAGCCUGGCAUAUAAGCGUCAGCGUUGUGAUUCAUCGCUGAAAAUGUACUUCUGCGAUUCAAUUACACCUUUGA